Messenger RNA from Chenopodium quinoa (quinoa), 2578 nucleotides. Its product is annotated as TBC1 domain family member 15-like. Lineage: Eukaryota; Viridiplantae; Streptophyta; Magnoliopsida; Caryophyllales; Amaranthaceae. Gene Ontology annotation, molecular function: GTPase activator activity. The transcript has 6 exons. Gene Ontology annotation, biological process: activation of GTPase activity. Bases 394 to 714 code for a protein of 106 amino acids. The record is from RefSeq and is a predicted model, not a curated record.
UAUUGACCUUAUUAAUUAUAACGGGCUUUAUUAAGGUUAGUUACGAAUGUAGCCCAGUAGCACAUACAACUCAAAAUGCUCGCUCUCAUAUUUCUGCGGCUCUUUACUUGUUAGUUCCUUUUGUUUCACUAUUAUACUUUACCCCCAUUUUUUCACAUGAAUCCAGCUUGAACAUUUCUCUCUCCUCUAAAACUGCUGUAAACUCCUCCAAAAAUCCUCUAAAGCUCCUCCAAAACUCAAUCAUCAAGAAUAUCGUCAUGGUUUUCGGUUUUGAUGAUACAUUAUCGAGCAGGAAAUAUUUCAACUCUAGAACAUAAAAAGCAUAAUGGAACGGUUAAAAAUGACUUUAUGAAGAUUAUGUUAUAUAAGGACUAAGGAGAUGGUCUGGGAUUGAUGUGUUUGUGGAUCCACCUUAAAGCUAAGCAGAGCUUUAUUCAAGCAAAUGCAAAGAAGCUGAACCUAGUGAAGAUAAAGUAUCUGAAAUGGCUCUGGACUCUGCAUAGAAUAGUGAUAGAUGUGGUGAGAACUAAUAGUCAUCUUGAAUUCUACGAGGAUCAAAAAGAUUUGGCUAGGAUGUUCGAUAUUCUUGCUAUUUACGCAUGGGUUGAUCCUGAGACUGGAUAUUGCCAAGGAAUGAGUGAUUUACUGUCUCCAUUUAUCGUUCUUUUUAAAAAUGACGCGGAUGCAUUUUGGUGCUUUGAGAUGCUUCUUUGACGAACAGUUUGACUUUUUUCUUUGUUCUCAUUUGGAUAAUAAAUUGGCUUAUAUUUUGUCUAAUAUGUUUUUACUGUAUGGCUCUACCUAUUCAGAGAAAAAAAUUUUAAAUGGAAGGACAAACUAGAGUUAUGAAGUAGUUUGAAACACUUUGGCAAAUAUUAAAACUGACUGACAGAGAAAUGUUCUCACACUUAACUCACAUAGGUGCGGAAAGCCUUUAUUUUGCCUUCCGUAUGCUGCUGGUGCUUUUCUGAAGAGAAUUAUCUUUUACCGAAGCCCUUUGUAUGUGGGAGGUUUGUUCUCUUAAUUUCCUGAAAAUCACCCUUGCUGGUACAUAAUUGUUUUUUAUCCAUGAAAUUAAGAAUUUCCAGGAGACUCAAGCUAUAAAAAAAAUAUAAAAUUGAUGUUUUAAGUUUAUUUACUAGUAAUAUGAGAACAAAUAGUAGUUUUGAACAAUUAAUGUCAAAAUUUUCUCUCUCAGUUGAACCGAAUGACUCCUAUUUCACUCAUUAAUGCAGAUAAUUUGAAGUUAAUAAGAUGACCUCAAGCAUGUAUUUACACUGUCAAUGAAUGAUCUUAGCCAUAAUGCUAAGUUGGUUGAUGAUGAUAGUUGAUUUGGUUUAUGUGUGUUGGUUUUUAUUGUUGAAUUAGUAAGUGUUCAGAAUAAUAGAUCAAAGAGCUUUAUAUGCUUAUAUAUGUGCAUAUGGAACGACUAAAUAAAUGUCAAUUAUUUAAGUAUCUCUCCCUAGUAUUGUAUGAUUUAUCACUGACAGGAGCUGAGUCAUUGUGGCUUAACUGUUUUCUACGGUCCAAUAAGUAAGAAAUUUAGCUAUUGCUACUAAGAGUCAGGAUUUUAAGACUAUAAGACUAUCAUAAAUUAUUUUAAACUGCAAUGAUAGGUAUUAUCGGGAAGGGAUACUCCUUACAAAAUGUGGCAACCUUCGGUUUUUCAAAUUUUGGGAUGAACUAAGAAAUGACAAGGUACCUUUUUAGAAAUUUGACAUAGGAAAAUGAAAAGAUUAUGAGAGCCCACAAUAUUUCGGAGAUAAGUUUUGUUAGCGAUUAGGAAUUGUCUUUUUUUAAAAUCCAUAAUUUGGUGUCAAAAAAUCAAGUGAUGAUAGGAGAUCCAUUCUGAAGUCAUACAAUGUUAUUCACUUAUUUGGAGCCAAAUAUAACCAUUGCCUAAUCACAUAAUGUCCCGUGGUGACCUUGAGUUAAUGAAAAGAGCCCUGUACAUAACUAGCUAAAUUGACAGUUUAAACUUUAAAGGGAAAGUGCAUGGUUCUAACUACCCAAGUGGUUUCCUAGGAGUCUCAUAGGGUCCAUGGGAAGCACUUUGACUGCAGAAUUUGUUACUUAUCAAUGACAAAGUGCGUGUGGCUUGAACUGCAGUGAUUGAUUUGCUUCUAGAGUGUGCUAUUGCCAGUAGACUGUCAUGAUAGAAAAACUGACCUCUAGAAUAUGCAAUCAACUCUUUAACAUGUGUUUAGUUGCAACUUGCAAGUCAAUUUUCUCCUAAUGUUGUUUAAUGUCCUUUUAAUUUUGAUGGAGUUGAAUGUAUCUUGGCUAAGGUGUUAGGAAGGUUAUAAAAUAUAUGAAAUCUUUUAAUUUCUUUCCCAUGCAGAAUUCUGUUGCAAUAUCAAGUGCUCAAUGUGAACUGCAUGCUGCUAUCCCAUACAGAACAGUCAAAUUUGUGAAGCAGACAAAAUCGUCAAAAUUUGAAGGUUGACCAUUGUAUCAAUCAACUAACUAGCUUAUUUUUGUUUUUUUUAGUUAUAGAGUAUUAUUUAUUGUGAAUUGUGAGAGAAAUAUUUGUAAUUUACAAGUACAUCAAUUCAAUAUAAUUUACAAGAUGUCGCUU